This is a messenger RNA of Suillus paluster, 948 nucleotides long. RefSeq lists its product as uncharacterized. Bases 1 to 948 code for a protein of 315 amino acids. The record is from RefSeq and is a predicted model, not a curated record. The transcript is spliced from 5 exons. NCBI's taxonomy places the organism in Eukaryota, Fungi, Basidiomycota, Agaricomycetes, Boletales, Suillaceae.
AUGUCUGGUCUUGCAGCUCACCUUGUCAGAGAGUAUUUUUCAGCGUCUAACCUACUUGAGGCUGUUUGGAAAACCCUCUACUCCCACACAGCAGCAGCAAACAUCAUCCUUCCUCAUGCCGAGAAAGUUCUCAAGGCUGAGAAGCAGUCACAGACAGUUGGGUCUCAACUCUGGCUAGUCUGCUUCAGUCCCCGCAUCGGGUCCAUUCUCUCCUGCACUGAAGGCCCGCUCGGCGCUUACCCUAUAUUCAUAUUCACCCCCAUUCCAUUCAAUGAACUGGUCGGAAAAGAUCUUGAUACUUCUCUGUCGAUUCUAUGCCAUGCACUUCUUCCUGUCGUUGGGCGGCAACGAGUCUUCUCUUUUUUUUUGCUGUGCGAUCGGUCACAGAAGCCUUCGUCCGACACAAGAGGCUCAUGCAUUGCAAAAGGGUUUUUGCAAGCCCAGCAUGUGACACUGCACGAGUCCUCCAGGACAAGUCAAAACACUGCAGUGGAUCUUCGUCGCGCCUCACUGAAGGAUAUAGAUCGAGUAGCUAUUUUAUGUCGAGACUUUUCGGCGACCUCUUAUCCUUUCAUCCUUUCUCCCUCCAGAGCGUGGCAAGAAGCAAUAAUGCUUACGAAAGAGAGGAACAUCUGGGUCCUCGAGAUCACAGUAGAAGAGGGAGAACCCGAUAUUGCCUCCAUUGUGGCAGUUACUAGGAAGUCGAAACUCAUUGUUGCCAUAACAAAGGGGUUUGGGUUAAUGCUAGUGCGCCAUGUCUGUGAAGAGCUGCUUGUGAACAACGAACGUGUGGUACUCUAUGUUGGGAAGGAUAAUGGUGCGAUGAAUGUGUACCACCGUAUCGGUUUUUAUGGUCUCGGUACCGACCAAACCCCACCUCCGGAUGGUAUUGAGCCUUGGCUCGAAGUGGGAUUCGACCCUGUUCACGCUUCCCUUGGACACUGGUAA